UGAGGGAGUGGAAUGUCUCGCUUCAUCUUCCGUCUCUACUAGAGACCUCUAUCUAUCUCUAUGUGUUUCUCCUUCAUCGCCCUCCAGCUGGACACGACUGUAUCGCGACGCGGUGUCAGAAACAGCCUGAAAACAAGUCAAACCAACUGAGGUGAAGUUAUAAUAUUCCUGCAAAAUUUAGCUACCGUAGCUAAGUAACGUUAGGCCUAAAUGUCAAACCUUUUUUUGCUAGCUAACGUUAGGUGUCUUUGAGUGCUAACGUUAGCGAGCUAGCCAUUAUAGCUAAAGUCAAGACGGGGACAUGGCCAGCAAGGAUCCAGCGAAGAGAAAUGUGUAGCCAGCUAGCUAACGUUUGGUCCUUUGUCAAUAAAGUCAGACAAGUCAUGGUCGUUGACAUAAUUGUAAAUGUAAAAAUUAAAAAAAAGAUUAAAUUUGUAUUCAAAAUUGUGACAUUAGCUAGCUAACCAUGCUUUGCUUCAAGUUCAAAGAACCGAUUGCUGUGAGCAAAUCCCUGUCUGUGAUGUGAUAGCUAGCUAUUUGCUAACCCUACUAGUUAGUUAGCUAGCUAGCUUGACUUUCAUUGAACAAGCCGCCACUGUCAGUCAUUGAAACGAUCUAGGCAAACAACUUGAGACAUGGCAGAGGCUUUGGAGUGCUAAUAUCGAUGUCAAGAUGGAUGCUGAUUGCAGAUAACCAUGUUCUUCAAAUAUUCACCCGUGUAGAUGUGGUUGUAGGCCUGGCUAUAUCCCUUCAAAUGUUUGCACAGUCCUAUGCGGAGAUGAUCCAUAAAUUCCCUAUUAUCUGAUCAGUUACUGGGUGGUGGAUUAUACUGCCACUAGUCAAUCAGUGAUGAACAAGCAAACAUUAUGCAUGUUAGGAUUAUCCCUUUGUGGUAAUACCAUCGUUGUCAUACACUCGCUGUAAUAGAGCUCGCCAGGUUGUAGUCCUAAAACUCGUAAAUGAGUUACCUCUGGUUGCUUCAGCAAUGCCUAUGGGGAAAGAAUAGGGUUUUGGGAUAAACGCUGAAAAUAAGGCUUGCUGUUGCUUGGAAACUCGAUGUUGAAUUACAUUGAAUUCUAUGUUGGGCAGAAAUGAGUGUUUUGAAUCAGUUAAGUUUCCUCUCACAACCUCUACAAGCCAGAAUGUUGAAUAAAAUGAUAUUUUAAGGUACAUUACCGGUUGUCAGUGCAUUUUGAUGGUAGGAAUGUGAGACAAUAUAUCCACAAGAAAGCAAGAUUACGUCAACUUUUCAAAGCGCAGGUAGUGUGUUCACAUUUCUAUCACCUGAAGCAUGCACACAAGAUACAAAUACAUACACAGACUCAUGCAUACCUGCCCAGCUCUUGCACGUGUUUACAUGGUUCUGCUCAUGGUUCAGGUGAUAGAAAUUAUAAAGCACUACCAGCACUUUGAAAAGUUGAUGUAAUUAUACUUUCCUGUGGAUAUAUUGUCCCACAUUACUACCCCCCAAAAGGACCAACUGCAUGGACAACCGGUAAAGUACUUUAAAAUAUACUUUUAUUCAACAUUCUAGCUUGUAGAGGUCGUGCGAGGAAACUUUCCAGACUCAAACGCUAAUUUCUGCCAGACAUAGAAUUCAAUACAAUUCAAAGUUCAAAUCAAAUUUUAUUUGCCACAUGCGCCGAAUACAACAGGUGCAGACAUUACUGUGAAAUGCUUACUUACAGCCCUUAACCAACAAUGCAUUUAUUUUUUAAUAAAAAAGUAAAAUAAAACAACAACAAAAAAGUAUUGAGAAGAAAAGAGCAGAGGUAAAAUAUAAUAACAGUAGGGAGGCUAUAUACAGGGGGGUACCAGUGCCGAGUCAAUGUGCGGGGGCACCGGUUAGUCGAGGUAGUUGAGGUAAUAUGUACAUGUGGGUAGAGUUAAAGUGACUAUGCAUAAAUAAUUAAGAGUAGCAGCAGCGUAAAAAGAGGGGGUGGGGGGGCAGUGCAAAUAGUCUGGGUAGCCAUGAUUAGCUGUUUAGGAGUCUUAUGGCUUGGGGGUAGAAGCUGUUGAGAAGCCUUUUGGACCUAGACUUGGUGCUCCGGUACCGCUGAGGUUUAUAGGCAAGGUCUGCGCUUAACACAGGCUGGAGAUCUUAUAUAUUUUGUUCUAGUAGAUAGGCUAGUAUCAUUCAGUUAACAUGACCUUUAUGAAUUACAUAAAUGCUUAAGAAUUCACAAAGUGAUGUUAGCUGAUGAAGAUUCUCAUAGAACAAAACAUAUAAGAUCUCCUAAGCCUGUGUUUACCACAUACCUUAUUUUCUGAGUUUUUCAAAAAAAAACUACAUAAAUGGCGUUCAUUUUCCCAUAGGCUUUGUCCAAAGAACCGUGGCGGAGUUGGUGCCUACAAAAAUACACCAUUAUUAUUUCUCUAUAGGCUACAUGCUGAACUCAGUCAGUAGUACUACGAUAGCUAGAUUUCUCAUCUUCCAUUUUUCUUGUCACAGGUAUAAUGGCUGUACCUCCAUCAUAUGGUGACCUUGGCAAAUCUGCAAAGGACAUCUUCAACAAAGGAUAUGGUAAAUGUCUUAACUGGUUGGUUUACCCCUGUAGAAAUGACGAGAGUGACAAACAUUUACAUUUAUGUAACAGGGGUACUUGUGACAGCUUGGACAUGAACCAUCACUUUGCUUUGGCCUCUCUUACGCCCUAAUAGGCUAGUGGCCAUUCCUCAAAAAGGGCUUUUGUUUUUGAGGUACCUACCCGAGGUAUAACAAAGCACAACCAUGUUUUCCAUAUCUCUAAGGUCUCCCAUAUAUGAAAUGGAUGGUUGAGUAAAAGUAUUUUACUGCAAAAGUGGUUAAAUGUAUAGAUAUUGUGACACCCCCAUAACUCUCACAGUGCUGAAAAUGCCUGGCUGGAGAGAGGGAGGGGGGGGGGGGUACAAAUAGUCAAUUAUCUGCCCUUUAUACUGUACACAUACAAACAGCAUUAGGAUAUUUUAAAGCAUUUUGGAAAUAUAAACACGCAGAUGCAAUAAGCGGAAAAUAUCAACUAUGAAUAUUUAUGAUUAAUGUAAACUUCGCUUUUUGGUAACGUUAGCUGUUCAAUAGAGAACUUUCCAAAGUUGUUCUCAUUCACUGCUGUAUGGUACUGCCUGACAAAAAUGCAUACAGUUACACAUGUUUAAAAAAAAAUGUAGUUAUUGUAAUCGGCUCUAAGGCAAGUGGGCUCAGACACAUAAAACUGUCAUAAAAAUAAAUAAAAAAUAAUUUUAUAUGUUCAGCCCUUACUCUUGCAAUUACGUUAGAUUUGACUCAAACUCCAAUAUGACUGCCACAAUACCACUAAAUGAUGCUUUAAUCACCCAAAUACAUUAUGUACACGUUUUUAAAUGAUACAUUUUUCAGAUUUGUGUACUGCACUUAUGACCUGUACUGAAGACUAUUUUUGUGUACUUCAACUAUGUUAGGAAUCCAAUCCAAUUCAAACACCUUUGUCUGGAUAUAGAAAAAAGCAACAGACUGUUUGGCAUGGCAACCCCAAGCAUUCCAAGUCAUGAGCAACCGUAAGGAAAGAGAAUCCAACCCUGCACUCUGACACCCUCUCCCUAGCUCUGCAAUUGGCCCCCACUGUGGUAGAACUUGCGCCUCCAGGAUUGGGCUCUUAAGUUACCUCCUUAUUAUUUAAAGUAAGCUUUGAUUCAUUGCUAGUCCAAUAUGCCUGCCUGAAUCCAACAUGACCUUCCGCUGGCUCACUGCAUUUGUGAUGAACACUGUCAUCCUGUUCGGGUUGAGCUGGCACAUUGGUUCUUCCAGACAAACAUGUCGACAAUCCUGGCUGUCUGCCCUGGAGUUGCAUUACAGUGCCUUCUGAAAGUAUUCAUAACCCUUUCUCAUCCAUCUACACACAGUAGAUGGAUGAGAAUAUGUGGGAACUCCUUCAAGACUGUUGGAAAAGCAUUCCAGGUGACAACCAACUUUAUGAGGUAAAGAGAAUACCAAGUGUGUGCAAAGCUGUCAUCAAGGCAAAUGGUGGCUAUUUGAAGAAUCUAAAAUAUAUUUUAAUUUGUUUAACACUGUUUUUGGUUACUACGUGAUUCCAUAUGUUAUUUCAGAGUUUUGAUGUCUUCACUAUUAUUCUACAAUGUAGAAAAUAGUAAAAAUUAAGAAAAACCCUUGAAAGAGUAGGUGUUCUAAAACUUUUGACUGGUUGUGUGUGUAUAGAUGUAUUGGUAUCUGUGACCAACAUAUGCAUAUCUGUGUUCCCAGUCAUGUGAAAUCCAUAGAUUAGGGCCUAAUUUAUUUAAAUUGACUGAUUUCCUCAUGAACUGUAACUCAGUAAAACAUUUUAAAUUGUUGUGUUUUUUAUAUUUUGAUCAGUAUAUUAAUUAGUACAAAUUAAAAAAACAUAAUUCCACUUUGACAUUCUGGGGUACUGUGUGUAAGCCAGUGACAAUACAUCUCAAUUUAAUCCAUUUUGAAUUCAGGCUGUAACACAACAACAUGUGGAAAAAGUCAAGUGGUGUGAAUACUUUUUGAAGCUACUGUAUAUGUUGACUUGGUGACCUUAUAGAGAAUGCAACCAGGGUGGGAAAAUAAUACCCGCCAAUGCCAAACUCUACCAGCAUUUGGCGGGUGUUAUUUGUAUUUUUCACCAGCCACAUUGGCAGUUUAUUUUAUUUAAAAUAUAUAUAUAUAUAUAUAUUUCUCAUGGAAUGUAGGCCUACUUUGAACACCACACAUUGGCUGCUACAGGAGGCUGAAUGACAGCUAUUUCCAUGUUAUGGGAUGCAUUUUCUCCAUUGUUUUUGAUGGUAGGCCACUCUGGUAGGCCUACAUUAUGAUCAAAUAGCCACAGUAGCCUACUUGACCACUGACUGAAACUGUAACUUAAAGCGGGUACAGCCUCAGUGUUCACAGUAAACACGCGCUGGAAGUUGCACAGAAUUUUCACAACGUUCAAGUUUGCCCUCAGCAGGCCUGAAAUUUGCUCAAUGCCCAAAAAAUGUUGAGGGUACAUUGGCCAGCAUCCCUGUGGAAUGCUUUCGACACCUUGUAGAGUCCCCAAUGAAUUAAGGCUGUUCUGAUGGCAAAAGGGGGUGCAACUCAAUAUUAGGAAGGUGUUCCUAAUGUUUUGCACACUCAGUUAAAAGACUCAGGUCACAAACAAAAUUGAAUUGAGCAAUAUACCACAUUACUUCUUACUAGUAAUACAUUUCUUGUUUUAGAAACAUUACAAAGCAUGCUCAUCUGUUAUUUGUUAUUUUGGCUGUUAACAUUUGAAUGGCUGGUAGAUUUGUUUUGUUCAUCUACAUGCCACAGUAACUGGUGGACAAAGUUAAUUUCCCACCCUCGAUGCAACCAGACAUGACAAGCUACGACUGUGUAUACAGGUCUGAGAUUCAAAGGUUUGUCAAGUGGUGUGAUGAACACCACCUCAUCCUCAAUGUAAAGAAAACUGAGGAGAUGGUGUUUGACCCCAACUCUGUCUGCGACCACGUGCCUGUGGUUGUCCACAAUGCCGACAUAGCACACGCCUCUAUUUCCUACGUAGACUCAGGGUUUUUGGAGUUGACCAGAAAAUAAUGCUCCUGUACUUCCAUGUGGUAAUAGAGCAUCCUGAGAUAUGGCAUCACAGUCUGGUUUGGCAAUUUAUCAGUCCAACUGAAGACCUGCCUGAUACAAACUGCCAUGAAUGUAACGGGUGUGAGGCAACAUCCUUCUCUGCAGACUAUUUCUGAACUGACCGUUACCACACCAGCACAGAAAAAAAAUUCUGGUCCCUCCCAUGUACUUCACUCUGAGUAUCAGGCAGACACUAAAGGGUCCCUAAAUGUAAGCUGAAAAGGUAUAAGCACUCCCUGAUUCCCAUGUCCAUCAAAGACCUAAACAGCAAUAGGUAAAGCUGAGUUUCGUUAGUACACCACUGACAGAAUAAGGGAAUGUGCAAAGUAUUAUGUAUGUGGCUAUAUUUGUACGUGUAUUUAUUAUGGCAGCAGCUUCUCUUCCUGGGCUCCAGCAAAAUUAAGGUAGUUGUACAUUUAAAAAAACAAUACAUUCACAACAGAUUUCACAACAUAUUAAGUGUGUGCCCUCAGGCCCCUACUUUACUACCACAUAUCUACAACACAAAAUCUGUGUGUACGUAUGUUAUCGUGUGUUUGUAUGCAUGUGUCUGUGCCUAUGUUUGUGUUGCUUCACAGUCCCCGCUGUUACAUAAGGUGUAUUUUUAUCUGUUUUUAAAAAUCUAAUUUUACUGCUUGCAUGAGUUAUUUGAUGUGGAAUAGAGUUCCAUGUAGUCAUAGCUCUAUGUAGUACUGUGCGCCUCCCAAAGUCUGUUCUGGACUUGGGAACUGUGAAGAGACCUCUGGUGGCAUGUCUUGUGGGGUAUGCAUGGGUGUCCAAGCUGUGUGCCAGUAGUUCAAACAGACAGCUCGGUGCAUUCAACAUGUCAAUACCUCUCACAAAUACAAGUAGUUCUACAGCUGCACCAUUGAGAGCAUCCUGACUGGUUGCAUCACUGCCUGGUAUGGCAACUGCUCGGCCUUUGACCGCAUGGCACUACAGAGGGUAUUGCGUACAGCCCAGUACAUCACUGGGGCCAAGCUUCCUGCCAUCCAGGACCUCUAUACCAGGUGGUGUCAGAGGAAGGCCCUAAAAAUUGUCAAAGACUCCAGCCACCCUAGUCAUAGACAGUUCUCUCUGCUACCGCAAGGCAAGCGGUACCGGAGCGCCAUGUCUAGGUCCAAAAGGCUUCUUAACAGCUUCUAUCCCCAAGCCAUAAGACUCCUGAACAGCUAAUCAAAUGGCUACCCAGACUAUUUGCACCUAUCCUAUCAAUAGAUCUCUAGAAGGUGCAUAUAAUUCAUUCUAGUGGGAGAGGGCUCGACGGACUAGCGAAUUGAAAAUAUUUAAAUGAAAAGUAGCCUAGUUAAUAUGAAGUGGAAAAAGUAGCCGGCUGAAAAUGAGUCUGUAACCGGCUUAUUAGCAAACAGCCGGCGCUAAUGGAAAACACUGCAUUAUUCUGCACUUUUUGAGUUUAGGGUGUUUUCCUUAGAGCUGAUUACAAUAGCCACAUCAUCAAGAAACAUUUUACUGUGUGUAUUUAUUUUUUUGGUCAGGCAGGACCAUACAGCACUGAAUGAGAGCAAGUAUGCCUUGGAAAGUUCUCUAUUGAACAGCUACCAAAGAGUGAAGUUAACAUUCAUCAUAAAUAUUCACAGUUGAUAUUUCCGCCUGUUGUAUCUGUGUUUACAGGUAUUUAUUUCCGAAAUGCUUUAAUAUAUCCUAACGCGGUUUGUUUGUGUAUAAAGGGCAGACACUUGACCACUCGUAUUCCACAUUUUCGCAAUAUUGGGUUACAUGAGCUUAUGUACCCCCCAUCCCUUCCCCCUCCACAAUAUCUAUCAAUUUAACCACUUUUGCAGUAAAAUAUCUUUACACAACCAUCCAUUUCAUAUAUGGGAGUCCUUUAGAGAUAUGUAAAAACAUGGUUGUCUUUUGGUACCCCUACACAAGGUAUAUCAAAAAUAUUUUGAAGGACUUGCAACUUGCCUUUUUAAGGGAAUGUUUACAUCCAUCCACAGAACAUAUUUCACACUGACAGGACAUAUUACAGGAAGGAAACACGAUGAUGACAACCAGACAUUCAAUUUGUUUAAGCCAUGUCACAAUUGGGCCAUAUGGAUCAAAUCAAAUCACAUUUUAUUUGCCACAUGGGCCGAGUACAACAGGUGUAGUAGACCUUACAGUGAAAUGCUUACUUACAAGCCCUUAACCAACAAUGCAGUUUUAAGAAAAAUAAGUGUUAAGUAAAGAAAUAGAUAAGUAAAAAAUAACAAAUAAUUAAAGGGCAGCAGUAAAAUAAAUAACAGUAGGGAGGCUAUAUACAGGGGGUACCGGUACAGAGUCAAUGUGCAGGGGCACAGGUUAGUCGAGGUCGGUUAGGGGGCCGUAAAACGGCAGCCAUCUCCUCCGGCGCCAUUAUUAUCAGUAUUGUAGUGGUCCAUUUGUCAAAUACUGAAAUGCAAAGGAACCUUACCAUACAAAGGAACAUGUGGUGGUCUGAAUGCUAUGAUUUGUUCUUCAUUAGGUUUUGGAUUGGUGAAACUUGAUGUCAAGACCAAGUCUUCAAGUGGAGUGGUGAGUUUGGCUAUUCAAGCCUGCCAGGGAAUUACUGUGCAUUAUUAUCUUGCAUAACAAAGGAUAGGCUAGCCUACAACUCCUAACUAAUCCUGUCGUAAUUGUUCUUUAGGAAUUCAAAACCUCGGGCUCCUCCAACACUGACACCAGCAAAGUCAACGGGAACUUGGAGACUAAGUACAAAUGGGGUGAAUACGGCCUGACGUUUACAGAGAAGUGGACAACAGACAACACUCUGGGGACUGAGAUCACCGUUGAAGACCAGGUAGAGGGGAGAAACCAGUCUAACUGAAGUGUCCAAGUGAUUUGUGAGCUUUCUAUUUGGUUGUAUUUAGUAUUUUUUUCUUCCAUAGAUCACCAAAGGACUGAAACUUACGUUCGACACCCAAUUCUCACCAAAUUCUGGGUAAUGUUUGUGGCUUUUUUUUAGUUUUCAAGCAUAACUGAAUGUUUCUCACCAGUCUUUUGAAGUCUAAAACAUUUAUUGUACAUGUUCGGCACUGCAGAAUCCACCAGCCCUAUGUAGCUCAGUUGGUAGAGCAUGGCGCUUGCAAUGCCAGGGUUGUGGGUUCGUUUCCCACGAGGGGCCAGUAUGAAAAAUGUAUGCACUCACUAACUGUAAGUCGCUCUGGAUAAGAGCGUCUGCUAAAUGACUAAAAUGUAACAACGGAGAUAUUUAUUUUUAUAGAUGUUUAUUCAUCCUCUUUUUCUCCCUCUCUAUACUUAUUUUUCUCUCUAACAGCAAGAAGAGUGGGAAGGUGAAGACUGCCUAUAAGCGUGAAUACGUCAACCUGGGUGUGGAUGUAGACUUUGACUUUGCCGGCCCGGCCAUCCACGGGGCAGCGGUGGCCGGAUACGAGGGAUGGCUGGCUGGCUAUCAGAUGGCCUUCGACACGGCCAAGUCCAAAAUGACCCAGAGCAACUUCGCUGUUGGCUAUAAGACAGGAGAUUUCCAGCUGCACACCAAUGUGUAAGCUUCAUAUCGAUUGUAUUUUGGAGGACUUACUAUAUGUCUCGGCACUAAAGUGAUAAGUGUGAAUGUUUCUACCAUGGUUAGAAAGUGGAGUCUUAUUUGUAAUUAAAGAUUAACUGAAAGUUGAUUUUGAUAAGUUGUAGGUUGAUUUGAGCGUUUCAGUUCAUCUUUAAUUGAGUUAUCAAACAAAAAGAGCUGUUCAUCAGACAAGGAUAACAUAAUGUACGUCUGCUUAUUUCCUAUAUCCCAGUAAUGAUGGCACAGAGUUUGGAGGGUCCAUCUACCAGAAGGUAAAUGACCAGCUGGAGACUGCUGUGAACCUGGCCUGGACAGCAGGCAGCAACAGCACCCGCUUUGGCAUCGCUGCCAAGUACCAGCUGGACUCCAGUACCUCAAUAUCUGUGAGUGCUGCUCUUUUGCUUCUCUUGUUGUUUGUACGUUUUUUAUGCCAGACUUUAAGGCUGUAUUUAGUAUUCAAUAUUCAGAUACUCUGGUUCUGUGAGAUUAGUCGUUUAUUAGAUGGGAAUAGGUAUUUUAGGAAGUAACUGUAGUUUUUGAUGUUUUUUUUGUUGAUGUUUCUGUUAUUCAGUGCCAAUAAUGAUCUUAUAACCCUUUGUACUCCGUUGUUAAAGGGAUUAUCCUGUACUUCUUUAUACUUUUUAGCCAGUAGUUCUGAAAGUAACACUCACAAGCCAAAAGUGGUCCCUGAAAACUACGUACUACGUCACAUACAGUGGGGAAAAAAAGUAUUUAGUCAGCCACCAAUUGUGCAAGUUCUCCCACUUAAAAAGAUGAGAGAGGCCUGUAAUUUUCAUCAUAGGUACACGUCAACUAUGACAGACAAAAUGAGGAAAAAAAAUCCUGAAAAUCACAUUGUAGGAUUUUUAAUGAAUUUAUUAGCAAAUUAUGGUGGAAAAUAAGUAUUUGGUCAAUAACAAAAGUUUCUUAAUACUUUGUUAUAUACCCUUUGUUGGCAAUGACACAGGUCAAACGUUUUCAGUAAGUCUUCACAAGGUUUUCACACACUGUUGCUGGUAUUUUGGCCCAUUCCUCCAUGCAGAUCUCCUCUAGAGCAGUGAUGUUUUGGGGCUGUCGCUGGGCAACACGGACUUUCAACUCCCUCCAAAGAUUUUCUAUGGGGUUGAGAUCUGGAGACUGGCUAGGCCACUCCAGGACCUUGAAAUGCUUCUUACGAAGCCACUCCUUCAUUGCCCGGGCGGUGUGUUUGGGAUCAUUGUCAUGCUGAAAGAUCCAGCCACGUUUCAUCUUCAAUGCCCUUGCUGAUGGAAGGAGGUUUUCACUCAAAAUCUCACGAUACAUGGCCCCAUUCAUUCUUUCCUUUACACGGAUCAGUCGUCCUGGUCCCUUUGCAGAAAAACAGCCCCAAAGCAUGAUGUUUCCACCCCCAUGCUUCACAGUAGGUAUGGUGUUCUUUGGAUGCAACUCAGCAUUCUUUGUCCUCCAAACACGACGAGUUGAGUUUUUACCAAAAAGUUAUAUUUUGGUUUCAUCUGACCAUAUGACAUUCUCCCAAUCCUCUUCUGGAUCAUCCAAAUGCACUCUAGCAAACUUCAGACGGGCCUGGACAUGUACUGGCUUAAGCAGGGGGACACGUCUGGCACUGCAGGAUUUGAGUCCCUGGCGGCGUAGUGUGUUACUGAUGGUAGGCUUUGUUACUUUGGUCCCAGCUCUCUGCAGGUCAUUCACUAGGUCCCCCCCGUGUGGUUCUGGGAUUUUUGCUCACCGUUCUUGUGAUCAUUUUGACCCCACGGGGUGAGAUCUUGCGUGGAGCCCCAGAUCGAGGGAGAUUAUCAGUGGUCUUGUAUGUCUUCCAUUUCCUAAUAAUUGCUCCCACAGUUGAUUUCUUCAAACCAAGCUGCUUACCUAUUGCAGAUUCAGUCUUCCCAGCCUGGUGCAGGUCUACAAUUUUGUUUCUGGUGUCCUUUGACAGCUCUUUGGUCUUGGCCAUAGUGGAGUUUGGAGUGUGACUGUUUGAGGUUGUGGACAGGUGUCUUUUAUACUGAUAACAAAUUCAAACAGGUGCCAUUAAUACAGGUAACGAGUGGAGGACAGAGGAGCCUCUUAAAGAAGAAGUUACAGGUCUGUGAGAGCCAGAAAUCUUGCUUGUUUGUAGGUGACCAAAUACUUAUUUUCCACCAUAAUUUGCAAAUAAAUUCAUAAAAAAUCCUACAAUGUGAUUUUCUGGAAAAAAAAAUCUCAAUUUGUCUGUCAUAGUUGACGUGUACUGUGCAGAUAUGUGCACCACAGCAUUGCUCUCUCUCUUGGUCUGCUGUGGGUGCAUCAUGUGCAUCUUGCUAGCUGUCACUCAUAUGGUAAGGGGCUGAAGCUUAUUGGUUGAACUAGAAUUGCUAGGGGGCUGGCCCACAGAGCAAAAUGUAAGGAAAAUUGCAUAGCAUAGCUACGUGGCUAAUUGAGGUAAAACAGUAAUUCUGCUCAUAGAUUAUGCAUGUAUGAACAUUGACACAUCUAGACCCCAAAAAAGAAAUAGUGGUCGCCAAAGUUCUGGAGGAUGUCUUUAAUUGUGUGUGUUUGUUGCUAUAUUUUCCAGGCUAAAGUUAACAAUGCCAGCUUGGUGGGAGUUGGCUAUACCCAGACACUGCGGCCAGGUAAGAACUACUUUGCAAAAGCACUGCCAACCAUCUCCAAAGUGGGCUGUUAUAGCGAAGUUAUUUAUUUUUCCUGUUCUGCAGGUAUGAAACUCGUCCUGUCUGCACUGGUCGACGGAAAAAGCAUCAAUGCCGGUGGCCACAAACUGGGACUGGGACUGGAGCUGGAGGCAUAAGUAUCUAGCUAUCCUGUCUAGUGAAGUCGUCAUAUUUAUUUGAAUUGAGGGAAUCGCAGAAGAAUUUGGCCUUAUGUAUUUCCAGCCCAACCACCAUUUUAAGGGAUGUCUCAAAGGAAAGGGAUGAAUCUAAUCUAAAGCAACAACAACAUAGCCCUCAGUACCCUCAGUUAGAUGGAUCCCCAACCCAUCAGCCACUGUUAUUUCCUUUCAUAUGGUUUGUAGCCUAGUCCUACUAGGUCUGCUAUUUAUCAAGUCAUGUGUUUGUUUCUAUACUGUGCUGUACCACUAGUGAAAUACAUCCUUCUCAAAGAGAGCGUUUUGCUUUAUUGAUUUGGCUCAUUGGAUUGGACAGUCCGAGGAGGGUUAUAUGAAGAUAUAUUCUUUGAUUUAAAUAUGUAUAUGUUAUAUUAUGUCAUUAUUGUGUCAAUUCUAAACUGUUGUUGUUUUGCACACUAGCAAAUUAUAUUAUACCUUUUUACAUAUAUUAUUUAUAUCCCAUCUUUCCCUGUUUCAUUUGCACAUAUAGUAGCGUUCGGUUAGCAACGCUUUGCCUGUUGUCAGGACGGCUCCUACUCACAAUGCUUAUCAUCUACUCUAGAGACCUUAAACCUCAAUCUAUUCUAUUGGGUGAUCUAUUUAGCUAAUAUUCUUGAGGAUUUGUUAACUAUGCUUAUUGCUUACCCACUCUGUGCGGUCAUUAGCAGACCCGUACUAUCUUGAUGAACUAACCUGCUUCCUAGUUGAACGUGGUAAUGUACAUUUGCACAACAAUGCCAAAUGGAAUUUUCUGGGUGUGAUUAGGAAAGA
Molecule: messenger RNA, 12675 nt
Organism: Coregonus sp. 'balchen'
Lineage: Eukaryota; Metazoa; Chordata; Actinopteri; Salmoniformes; Salmonidae
Source: the annotation of a GenBank genome assembly